AUGACUUUACUGUCGGGUUGCAAGCGCCACGGUGACUUGGAUCGUGGCGAGAGAGCCGCCAGGAAAGUUUUCGAGCUAGCACCGGCAGAGACUCUCCCUCACGUCUUCCUCUCCAACAUGUACGCCGCUGCCAAGCGAUUUGACGACGCUCGAAGAGUUCUGAAGGAGAUGGAAGAGCGCGGAGUGACAAGCCCAGUGGCAGUAAGCUACAUCGAGAUUGACAACGAGCUACACAUGUUUACGAGUGGUGGUAGAGACGAGCAGCACGAGGGUCACGACGGCCGGACGAUGGAGAGGGUCCGGUCCCUGCUGCUGGAACUUUUAGAGCCCAUGAAGCAAGCUGGAUACGUCCCCGACACGAGGGAAGUUUACUUGGAGCAGCAGGGUGGCACAAGCGAGGAGGAGAAACAACGUAGCCUGUGCUUCCACAGCAAAAGGCUUGCCAUCGCCUACGGACUGAUCGCCGCCAAAGAUCCAGACGAUUCUAGUCCGCUGGGAGUCGUCAACAGCCACCGGGUGUGCUCCGACUGCCACUCCCUCUCAGAUAUCAUUGAGAAGGGGAUUUUUAGUUGGCGGGGACAAAAUGAGAGCAAGAAAAUCGUGCCGGAUAAAGCACGCUUGGAUCCUCUACACGCACACAAAGCUGGGGUCUUGGUUGCAUUGAAAAGGAGCCUCCUGGGACUGGGAAACACCUCAGACUGGACUGUGGAAAACUCCGAUCGAGCAUGCACCGACUGGAAGGGAGUGAUUUGCAACAGUGACGAUUCAGAGGUGGUGGAGCUUCAUCUGGCAGGAAAUGGAUUCACAGGUGAGAUCUCGUCGCCGGCACUCGGGCAGCUGGCGAGUUUGCGAGUCUUGGACGUGAGCAAAAACCGGCUGGUCGGAUCUCUUCCUGCGGAGCUUGGGCUGCUGCAAAGCUUGCAAGCUUUGGACGUCUCGGGUAACAGACUGACUGGGAGCUUGCCUCGGGAUCUCGGCAACUGCAGCGCUCUUCGUUUUCUCAACGCCCAGCAAAACCAGCUUCAAGGUCCGAUACCGCCCCAGCUGGGAGCGCUCCAGAGGUUGGAGAUACUCGUCCUGGACAACAACCGCUUGUCAGGUUCUCUUCCUCCGUCCCUUGCGAACUGCUCGAAGCUCCAGGAGAUUUGGCUGACGAGCAAUGAUGUUGAAGGAGAGAUUCCGCAGGAAGUCGGGGCUAUGCAGGAGCUGCGAGUAUUCUUCGUGGAGAGAAACCGGUUGGAAGGGCUCAUUCCACCAGUUUUUGCAAAUUGCUCGUCUCUCGAGCUCUUGGCGCUCGGGGAGAAUUCUCUGGGCGGGAGGAUACCAGAUGAGCUUGGACGGCUCGAAAACUUGGUGGCGCUCUCGCUGUAUAGCUUGCAGCAGCUGGAGGGGCCAAUUCCUCCUGAGAUCGGCAACAACAGCAAGCUCGAGUGGUUUGAUAUCAACGGAAACUCGCUCAUGCAUGGCUCGAUUCCAGUGUCGCUGCUUCAGCUCCCGCGCUUGGCCACCUUGCAACUCUCUUAUUUCAACAACACCUCAGACCGUCCGGUCCCGGAACAGCUCUGGAACAUGACUCAGCUCGAGUUUCUGGGAAUGGGGAGGACAAACAGCCGAGGGAUCCUGUCACCGAUCGUCGGAAACUUGACAAGGCUUCGGUCGCUGGCACUCAACGGGAACCGCUUUGAAGGAAGCGUUCCGGACGAGCUGUCCAAGUGUCCCAGGAUGGAGACGCUGAUCCUCUCCGACAACAGACUCCUGGGAGGCGUUCCUCGAUCGCUUGGCACGCUUGAGCGUCUCAGACUUUUGAUGCUCGAUGGAAACCAGCUCUCCGGAGCAAUACCAGAGGAGCUCGGGAACUGCACCAACCUGGAAGAGCUGGUCCUCGAGAGGAACUUCUUCCGUGGAGCAAUACCAGAGUCCAUCGCCAGGAUGGCAAAGCUUCGGAGUUUGCUCCUCUACGGAAACCAGCUCUCCGGAGUGAUUCCAGCUCCAGCUUCGCCAGAGAUGAUCGACAUGAGGCUGCACGGCAACAGCUUAUCAGGCUCCAUCCCUCCCUCCGUUGGCAACCUUUCCAAACUUUCCAUACUCUAUCUCUCCAACAACAAACUGGACGGCUCCAUCCCGGCCACUCUCGGACAGCUUCGACGAUUGACACAGGUGGACUUCUCCGAGAACCAGCUCACGGGUGGUAUUCCUGGCAGCCUCGCAAGCUGUGACUCCUUGCAGCUACUGGAUCUAUCCUCCAACCUCCUGAGUGGAGAGAUUCCGGCGUCCAUCGGUGAAUGGACCGGCUUCCAGACCGCGGACAAGAACCAGGCUCUCAACAUAUCGUCCAUGACACCGGCGGGAGUGUUUCCGGAGAACUCCACCGAUGCAUACCGAAGAACUGUGUCCGAGGAUUUGGCUGGCAUCGUGGAUGGACACACGUACCAGCAAUACGCAAGGGAGUUGGAGGUGCCAGGAGUGCUCGACUUGUCUGCGAACCAGCUCACUGGUGAGAUUCCCGCAAGCUUGGGAAAGCUGGCUGGAGUCCGGGAGCUCAACUUGUCACACAACCGACUGUCUGGAGGCAUUCCAUGGACUCUGGGAGAGAUGACGUCCAUGGCAGUGCUGGAUCUCUCUUUCAACCGGAUCAACGGGAUGAUACCAGGGGGACUGGCGAGGCUUCACUUGCUCAAGGAUCUGAGGGUCGUGUUUAAUGACUUGGAAGGCAGGAUUCCAGAGACUCUGGAGUUUGGCGCGUCGAGCUACGAGGGAAAUCCAGGACUGUGCGGGGAGCCUCUCUCCCGGCCGUGCGAAGGAGAUGGCCUCGUGGACGUGGGCGAUGGUGCAACUUGGUGGAAGGAGAACGUCUCCAAUGGGGCCUUUGUAGUGGGAUUUCUUGGUGGGUUCUUCACGAUGUUGUGGAGCGCCAUCUUUUUAUUUGUUUGCCAACCAGGAAUCACUAAUUACUACCUCAACUUUUGCAGUGUAAAAGUCCAGGCUCAAUUCACUCUGAUGGAACCGAUAGACCUGGAGCACUUCAUGCAGACUGAAUAUGAGCCUUUGGAACCGAGACCAAGGUUGUUGCGAUACUACAAAGGAGAUUUGAAAAUUGUUCUACUGGAGGAAAAUGAAGCUGAGUUACCAUUGGACGCUAGGACGCUGGCCCAACCAACUUUAGCAGCGCGCCAUCCAGUAGCGGCAUGGAACAAUAUCUAUGCCGGUACCAGUAAGCCGCACGAGUUUGUAUUGCUAGUGCAAAGCGUUGCUGCAGUACAAUGUUCCCGUUCCGUGUCAGAGGAGGUGAAGAUUCCCAAGGGUGUCGAGAUUGUCAAUGACAUCGAGCAAAACGGUGAACAUAAUACUCUUGCCUUGUCCAGGCAUCGUGCACGGGGAAGUCGCCAGCUGGGAGUUUACGUCUGCUACUGCAGCCUUGCGAGCGUACAUUCUUCGGCUUAUCCUCCUCGGACCCCGGAGCUCGCAGACAAGCUUGCAAGCUACAGCACCGAGGAUUCCAUGGUGCUCUAUCUUGAGCAAGUCCUGGGGGAGGAGCUGGAUGGGAAGUCUCCGCUUAGGGCUCUGCUCCAGUCCUCAUAA
This is a messenger RNA of Selaginella moellendorffii, 3579 nucleotides long. Its product is annotated as receptor-like protein kinase 2. Gene Ontology annotation, molecular function: protein binding; zinc ion binding. The record is from RefSeq and is a predicted model, not a curated record. The coding region runs from base 1 to 3579 and encodes 1192 amino acids. Lineage: Eukaryota; Viridiplantae; Streptophyta; Lycopodiopsida; Selaginellales; Selaginellaceae. The transcript has 8 exons.